This is a messenger RNA of Scedosporium apiospermum, 810 nucleotides long. RefSeq lists its product as uncharacterized. NCBI's taxonomy places the organism in Eukaryota, Fungi, Ascomycota, Sordariomycetes, Microascales, Microascaceae. The transcript is spliced from 3 exons. Bases 1 to 810 code for a protein of 269 amino acids. The record is from RefSeq and is a predicted model, not a curated record.
AUGUCCCACCCGAUACCUCAGCUCAACGGUUUCUCCGCCCGCCUCGAUGGCGCUGUGGCCAUCUUGGCCUACGACCGGCCAAAGACCGGAAACUCAUUGCACCCUACCGUGCUUACGUCCUAUCUCAACGCGAUGAAAUGGGCCGUAGCGAAUCCUGCCGUUCGAGUUAUCGUCCAAACGGGAACUGGUAAAUUCUUCACAACAGGGAGGGACAUGGGAAACGACAAUGCUCAGUAUGACCUCCAGGAGGUCUUGGCCAAUUUCAAAGAGCUGAACGAGAUCCUCAUUACAUGCCCCAAAGUCCUCAUUGCAGCCGUCAACGGCCCAGCUGUCGGCUACGGAACGACUUCCCUCGCGCUUUACGACCUCGUCUACUCCGUCCCGGAUGCGUACUUCUUCACACCGUUCAGUAAGUGGGCGCUUUGCCCCGAAGGGUGCUCCAGUGUCACCUUCUCCUCUAUCAUGGGACACCAGAAAGCAUCGGCUCUAUUAAUCGCUGGCGACCGUAUGUCUGCGACAGAAUUAUGGACAGCCGGUCUCAUCACCAAGAUCAUUCCGGCUCCUUCAUUCAUGGAGCAGGUAUUGGAGAUUGCCAAGAGAAUCGCUAGCUAUCCCCCCAUCGCCUUGGCGGCGUCCAAGAAGCUCGCCAGCGGUAAUCGUGAAGCAGAGCUUUUGGCGGCUAAUGCCAGAGAGUACGAUUGCCUGGUAGAGAGGUUGGCACAUAAGGAAUGUAGCGAUGCGCUACUUCUUUUCGCGGAGGAACAGCAGCGGAAGAAGGCGAACGCCGGCCGCGGUGCGUCACGAAUGUAA